Messenger RNA from Nicotiana attenuata, 1632 nucleotides. RefSeq lists its product as uncharacterized. The transcript has 6 exons. The record is from RefSeq and is a predicted model, not a curated record. Bases 1 to 1632 code for a protein of 543 amino acids. Lineage: Eukaryota; Viridiplantae; Streptophyta; Magnoliopsida; Solanales; Solanaceae. Gene Ontology annotation, biological process: DNA integration. Gene Ontology annotation, molecular function: nucleic acid binding.
AUGCAUCUAAAGGCUGUGUUUGAGUUAGUGGUGCGACAUCAGUUGUAUGCUAAGCCAUCCAAAUGUGCUUUUGGGGUACAUGAAGUGGAAUACUUAAGGCAUUUUAUUAGUGCAAAAGAAGUGGCUACAGACCCUAUAAAGAUUUCAGCUGUUAAACAAUGGCCUGUCCCCACUACUGUGAAACAGCUAAAAGGAUUUUUAAGAUUAGCAGGUUAUUCCAAGAGAUUCAUCCAAGUUUUUGGUGCAAUUUGUAAACCUCUAAACCAACUUCUCAGAAAAGACAACUUCAAUUGGACAGAUGAAGCUAUAACAGCCUUUGAAAAACUGAAGAAUGCCCUGGCGACUGCACCUGUUCUAGCCAUGCUAGAUUAUACAAAGCCUUUCAUUAUUGAGACUGAUGCAAGUGGAAUAGGCAUUGGUGUUGUCUUGAUGCAGCAGGGGCAUCCAAUUGCCUAUAUUAGAAGGCACUUUAUUGUCAAAACUUACCAGAAGGCCUUGAAAUACCUGCUGGAGCAAAACAUACAUACAGAGUUCCAAGUAGCUGGAAUCUCUAAGCUCAUGGCUUUUGACUUUUCUAUUGAGUAUAAGAAGGGAAAUGAGAAUAAGGCCGAUGAUGCUUUAUCUAGAAAUGAGUUGAGGUGGAAAGGUAGAUUGGUUGUAGGUGCAGACCAUCAACUCAGGCAAUCUAUUAUUAGGUUGUGGCACUCUACUCCCCAGGGAGGUCAUUCAGGCAUGGAUGCAACAAUCAAGAGGCAUAAGUAUGAUGUAUCGGCUUAUCCUGGACUGCUGCAACCUCUUCCAAUCCCUGAAGGUGUUUGGGCUGAUAUUUCCCUUGAUUUUAUAGAAGGUCUUCCUAAGUCUAAUGGCAAAGAGGGUGUCCAAUUACAAAGAUCCACUGCUUAUCACCCUCACACUGGCAGUCAAACAGAGGUGUUGAAUAGAACCUUGGAGACUUAUCUUAGGUGUUUUUGCUCUGACAUCUCUCGCGAUUGGUCAGCUCAUUUACCACUAGCUGAAUGGUGGUAUAACAUUAUAUAUCAUAAUGCAAUCAAAUGCACUCCCUAUGAAGUUUUCUAUGGUGAUAAACCUCCAAUACAUCUUUCCUAUUUGGUUGGAGAAGUUGUUACUGAUAUGGUUGAUCUAUCAUUAGCUGCUAGAGAAGUUGUGAUACAGCUGCUGAAAUUCCAUCUAGCCAGAGCUCAGCAGAGGAUAAAGGACAUGGCUAACAAGCAUAGAAAAAUCUCAGUUGCUUCCAAGCCAUUCAAUAAGCUGGUAGCAAAGUAUUUUGGUCAUUAUCCUAUUACUGCCAAGGUUGGAGUUGUUGCUUAUCGGUUACUAUUACUUGUAGAUGUUUUGAUUCACCCAACAUUCCAUCUGUCUCAACUUAAGAAGUUCCAUGAAGUUCCUACUACCAUGUCUCAUCCACCUGUGAUACAUUUAUCCAGUCCUUACUGUCCUGAGCCUGAAGGCAUCUUGAGCAGGAGGUUGGUCAACAAAGGAAACAAGGUUGUAUGUCAAGUCUUGGUUAAAUGGUCAGGGGUUGAUGUUGCUCAAGCUACUUGGGAGUACCUCACUGACUUACAACAUAGAUUUCCUUCCUUUGCCCUUGAGGGCAAGGGUGUUCUUGAUUAG